UCGUGGGUUGAGCCUGCGCGGAGGGAGCGUGGCCAUGUGCCAUGUUUUCUAUUUCAAUUGAAUAUUUCUCACAUUUGUUAAACAAGGAAGAAAGGAAGGAAGGAAGGAAGAAGAAACCUUUCUCUCUCUCUCUCUCUCUCUCUCCUCCACAUCCACAGAGAUAAGAUUAAGCUCCCGGCCCAUCUAGGCCGCCACAUCUCACGGAUCUUGCUAUAUCUUUCUUUCUCUCUCUCUUUCUCUGUAAUCGUCAGAAAAGCAUGCUACUUUCUGUUUCUAUGUCCACUAGUGAAUGAUUAUAUAUAUAUAAGAAACAGAGAUAGAUAGAUAGCUGCAGGGGAAAGGAGAGAGAUCAAUCAAGUAUUUGAUCAUUCUCAAGAUCAUCUUCAUCAUCAGCUAGUAGUUACUAACUAGAGAGAGAUCAUCAUGAGUAGUAGUAAUUGGGUUAAAACCAUCACUUCUCCAUUUAGGAAAGCAAAAGCUUGCACCUUUUUCAAUCCAAAUCCAAAUCCCAAUUCAACCAACAAGAAGACUCAUCAUCGCCAUCAUCAUCAUCAUGUUGCAGAUGCAGGAGGAGAAGGAGAAUUGGGUGAGGAGAAUAUGGGGGUAGCUAUGGAUCUACAGGGAGAAGUAAUGGCAUGUGGGUAUGAAGAUGUUCAAGUGAUGUGGUCUAUUUUGGAUAGGAACAAGUCUCAUGUCAUCAACACUUCCAAUACAACCAGCACCAAUGUUGUUAUGAUUUCUCCUUCAACUCCAAAUCAUCACCAUCAUCAUCAUCAAGAUUAUUCAUGGAAGACCUAAUUUAUAUAACUACCAACCAACCAAUCAAACCCAGAUCAAGAACAACAAACUUCAAUGAAUAUAGGUACAAUAUAUAAAUAUGUAAGAGAGAGUGUAAGAUGGUGGGUGAAUCCCCGUGAUCACAGAAACAAAACAAAAAUACAGAUUACGGUGAGAUUUUGACUUUCAUGUUUACUUUUGUAAGUUUCCCAUCUGCAAUUAUAUUUGUCCUUUUUCUUCUUUGGAAUAUUAUUACAACUUGUAUAAAUAAACUACUUCAUUGUUAAAUAUGUUUGG
Impatiens glandulifera is the source of this 1074-nucleotide messenger RNA. RefSeq lists its product as uncharacterized. The record is from RefSeq and is a predicted model, not a curated record. NCBI's taxonomy places the organism in Eukaryota, Viridiplantae, Streptophyta, Magnoliopsida, Ericales, Balsaminaceae. The coding region runs from base 424 to 798 and encodes 124 amino acids. The transcript has 2 exons.